This is a messenger RNA of Neolamprologus brichardi, 4746 nucleotides long. RefSeq names its product discs, large (Drosophila) homolog-associated protein 1b (gene dlgap1b). The record is from RefSeq and is a predicted model, not a curated record. Gene Ontology annotation, cellular component: postsynaptic specialization; glutamatergic synapse. Lineage: Eukaryota; Metazoa; Chordata; Actinopteri; Cichliformes; Cichlidae. Gene Ontology annotation, biological process: signaling. Gene Ontology annotation, molecular function: molecular adaptor activity.
GAUACAGGAAGAUACUACAGUCAGUGGGACCUUAUCAUCCAAGUGACGUCGUAUAUGAUCAAUCCCUACUUGUAAUAAUCUCAAAGCAAAGAAGCAAUUUCAGCCGAAUUCCCAGGACUACUCUGGAGGCAACUGUGGGACGGUCAGUCUACUGUGUUGACAAGGUGGAGAAAUGUGCAUACGCAGACAACAAGGGGUGUGGAAUUAAGCACAGGAGAGAAAAGAUGCCGAAGAUGAAGCAGUAAAGAAGAGCUAGUUUCUGGGCCUUUGCAGACUUCCUGCUGCAGCAGUUGAAGACCUGGCCACGAUGACAAUGAAAGGUUUGUCCAGCAGUCGCAGUCACCAUCACACAGUGACCUGCGACCCUUCUUACGACUCGAUGACCCUGGGACACUCAGAUCGUCGGUCCUACUUCCUAAACUCUGGGGAUGCUCAUCCUGCUGACCACCCUUGCUAUACCCAAAGGAACUCCUUCCAGUCUGAGUGCAGUACCUAUCCUGAUCUGGCCAGCUGCACUUUCCCUCGCAGACAGUACAGCUCUCACCAUGAGCUAAAGGAGGAGUGUGGUGCUUUGGUGCCUUACACUGGGCCGAGCAGUAAGGGAGGUGGAGGAGGAAACAACAAUCGCAUCCCCUCUAACCUGCUAGAGCAGUUUGAGAGCCAGGCACCAUUGCGGCGUGAAGGCUACCACACACUGCAGUAUAAGCGCACUGCUGUGGAGCACCAACGCAGUGACAGCCCCGGUCGAAUCCGCCACCUCGUUCACUCGGUCCAGAAGCUUUUCACCAAGUCACACUCCCUGGAGGGGCCCUCAGGGUCUGGUGGAGGAGGAAGUGGGAGGAUGAAUGGCAGCAAAUCCAGUCCUGAUGAUCCACCAUCAUCCUCUGGCACCUUAAAGCACAGCAAGCGCAGUAAGAGCAAAGACCGCUCCAAGUCAGAGCCUAAGAUGCGCUCUGCCAUCUCAGGCUACUGGAGCUCAGAUGACACGCUUGACCGGGAAGUGUGCCUCUACCAUCAUCAACAUGCGGGCAACAGUGGAGGCCUGCCCUCUGGGGUCAUGACUAUGGGGCGUCAUCCAGAAAAAUCCCAGUCGCAGUAUUUCAUGGAGUCCUAUAACACUAUCAGCGCCCAGUCUCUCAAGACGUCACGUAGCAACAACGAUGUGAAGUGCUCAACGUGUUCGGGGGGCAGCGGUGGAGGGCUGCCGCUGAUGAGUGCGCUCGAUGGCCAAGUUCAGCUGAAGAAGAGCUCAUGGUCUUCUACUCUGACGGUGAGCAGAGCAAGAGAAGUCUACCAGAAGGCCUCAGUCAACCUAGAUAAAGCUCUGGUGAAAGCCGAGCAGGGACGCACUUGCCACUUCCUUCAGGUGCCUCAGGAUGAGUGGAGCAAUUUCUCUCCGCUGGGGAAAGAUGACGAGAUUCCAUGCCGGCGGAUGCGCAGUGGCAGCUAUAUCAAAGCCAUGGCUGAGGAGGACAGCGGCGACUCGGACUGCAGCCCCAAACCCUCGCCCAAGGUCCAGGCACGACGAGCCAGCUACCUGAAGGCCACGCAGCCGUCUCUCACAGAGAUGACUACGCUCAAGAUUUCCACAGAGCACUCACCCAAACUGCAGAUCCGGAGUCACAGCUAUCUGCGGGCGGUGAGUGAGGUUUCCAUCAAUAGGAGUCUGGACAGCUUGGACCCAGCAGGGCUGCUGGCUUCGCCUAAAUUCCGCUCCCGAAACGAGAGCUACAUGAGAGCAAUGAGCACCAUCAGCCAGGUGAGCGAGGUGGAGGUGAAUGGGCAGAUCGAGGCGGUGUGUGAGUCAGUGUUCAGUGAGAUGGAGUCACAAGCAGUGGAUGCCCUAGACCUGCCCAUGCCUGGGUGUUUCCGUAUGCGGAGCCACAGCUACGUGCGUGCCAUCGAGAAAGGCUGCUCACAGGAAGAGGAAGAGGGGAGCGUAACAGCGGGAAGCAGGAGGACCAACUCACCCCCACGCACCACCACCACUGUUAGAACCAUCCAGAGCAGCACAGUGUCAUCAUGCAUCACCACCUACAAAAAGACCCCUCCUCCGGUCCCACCACGAACUACCCCAUCCAAACCUUUUAUAUCGAUCACAGCCCAAAGCAGCACCGAGUCCGCCCAGGAUGCGUACAUGGACGGGGGUCCCGGCACACGAACGGGUAUCAGCUCCCAGCCGGGCCUGUCCAACUCUACAGAGAGCAUCGAUAGCAUGAAGGCCCUGACAGCAGCCAUAGAGGCAGCUAACGCUCAGGUGCACGGCCCUGCGAGCCAGCACGUCACCAACAGCACCAUCACCAUCACUGCCACCGCCACCACUUCCGCAGUUGCACACGUCUCCGCGGACACCAAGGCGCAGAGAGAAGCUCUCCGCAAGUGCCUGUCCAUAGGGAUCCAGGUGGACCCAGAAGAAGGAGGGCCCACAGAGGAGCAGUCUAAAUUCCAGUCGAUAGGAAUUCAGGUGGAGGACGAGCGAUGUCACCGCAGAAUGACCCGCUCCAACAGUGUAACCACAGCUGUGCAGGCUGACCUCGACGACCCAUCAGACGCUCCGGACCUGCCGCCGCGUCUCUGCGCCACCAUGCCGCGCCAGCACUCACACGAUGCUGCCACUUCCACCGUCAGCAUCCAGGGCUCUGGGAACCACUACCACGCUUGUGCCGGAGAUGACUACGGGGAGGUGGGCUUUGACCCGUCCAUCCUGCCUCCUCCUGACCCCUGGAUGGACAACGUACCUGAACCAGAGGGCGAGGCUCUGGAGGCGGUCGGGCGAUCGGUGUGCCCGCGUGACGGCCGCUGGUUCCUCAAGUUGCUGCAGGCUGAGACAGAGCGUAUGGAGGGCUGGUGUAAACAGAUGGAGCAGGACGAGAUGGAGAAUGAGCUGCCUGAAGAGAUCCUGGGUAAGAUCCGCAGUGCAGUGGGGAGUGCCCAGCUGCUGAUGUCCCAGAAGUUCCAGCAGUUCCGGGAGCUGUGUGAGGAGAAUCUGAAUCCAAAUGCGCACCCACGGCCCGUCUCUCAGGACUUGGCUGGAUUCUGGGACAUGCUCCAGCUGUCCAUCGAGAACAUUAGCCUGAAGUUUGAUGAACUCCACCAACUGAAAGCCAACAACUGGAAACCUCUGACUCCUCCAGAAAUUCAGGAGAGAAGGAUGCCUCCUCCUGUGCCAAAGAAGCCCCAGAAGGGCCACCCUCCCCUGGCUAGGGACCGCUCCCUGGAGAGCUCUGAGCGCCAGCGUCUGGAGGCUCGCAAACGCCUGCUAGCUGCCAAACGCGCCGCGUCAGUUCGGCAGAGCUCUGCUACCGAGAGUGCAGACAGUAUCGAAAUCUAUAUUCCUGAGGCUCAGACCAGACUAUGAGACACACAAACUCAUAUAACAACACACAGGUCUAGUACACUGUCCCAUAAACACAAUAGCACUGAAUGGUAAAGCUACGGUGCUAACAUACUGUAACAUAAACACAUUUUUUGCAGACUUCCCAGAUCACUGUGAAGUCAGUUGCUAUGGAAGCUGGUUGAAGAAAUAAUGUACACUUACAAUAUUUAUUUAUUAAUUAAUUAAUUUAUCUUUCUGUCUCUUCUUCCCUUCAUUUCCUUCUCCCAGCUUUGAUGUAGCACUCCCUCUGUUCCUUGUACCUCCACCUGCUCGUUGCUCCCAAAGAAUUAUCUCACUAAUCCCCACGUUUUAAGUGACCUGAUAUUACAAAGAUAAGCCUGGUGUAGCACAGCAGUGUUGCUUCACACGGAUAUGUUUCAGGAGCCCAGGACGCAAUAACACGGUGGAGGGAUUCUGUGCGUGUGUAGGUGCUUAUAUGUCUAUACGUGCAAACACACAGGUAGUUGUAAGUGAUGUGUUUAAUCUAUCAGAUCAACUGAAGAGACCAGACCAGAAUCAUUCUUGAUAUUUAUUAUGUUAUAUUUUCUAUUUAAAAAAAUCUAGUUUUUAAAAAGAAAUCAAUAUCUGACUCUAAGAGUACUACAGCCACAAAAGUCUGUGUUUUGUCUAUUGAGGUCACAUUUUAAAACGUAAUAUUAAAAAGCCUGCUUAUAGAGGCAGCUGGUAACACAGUUCACCUUCUGCCUGAAAGUGGGUCCUUCCAGUUGCAAGAGGGCGACUCUAUAGGAAAGGUCAAGAGGUUAGAUUUUGCUCCUCCAGGUUCAGCAAAGUGGCUCCUCAGACAGUAGGAGUUAGGUUUUCGGCCUCUGCAAAGAGUGCAGUACCCUGAAAGGUUCCCAAAAAAUGCCACAAACCGAAUAUGUGUUGUAUGUGUGACAGAAUGAGCGUGUGCGUGUUUUGGUUAACUUGUUUGUUUCAAAAGUGCUUCCUAUUUUUCUAGGUCUAAAGGGUCCUAGCUGUAAUCGAAGAUUAAGGUAGCAGCAUCAGCAGACUGUAAAACAAAUCACCCGUCUUGUCUGAAUUGAGACUGAGCAGAACAAGUUUGUAUAAAGGAUAUAUAAUGACAUGAAGUGCAUGCUUACACAAGGUAACUGAUAUUUUUGUCUUUUUUAACAGAUUUAUUCCUUACUCACACCACGUUUAAACUCUUCAGUGUAACAGACUAAGCUAAAGGACUCAUAUGUGGUACAAUACUGGUAGUUGUACGAUAUUUUAUUAUGUCAUUUUUAGACAAGAAGAGUUUAUGGACAGUAUUGAGACUACGGGACUGAGAAAGGACUAUUUCUCCUCACUGUGUGUGCACUCCCUCUGCCUCUAAACGAAGCAAUUAUUUGAAGGUCAUAAAGAAA